This is a messenger RNA of Ylistrum balloti, 810 nucleotides long. Its product is annotated as paired box protein Pax-6-like. Gene Ontology annotation, biological process: regulation of transcription by RNA polymerase II. NCBI's taxonomy places the organism in Eukaryota, Metazoa, Mollusca, Bivalvia, Pectinida, Pectinidae. The coding region runs from base 1 to 810 and encodes 269 amino acids. The record is from RefSeq and is a predicted model, not a curated record. Gene Ontology annotation, molecular function: DNA-binding transcription factor activity, RNA polymerase II-specific; RNA polymerase II transcription regulatory region sequence-specific DNA binding. The transcript has 4 exons.
AUGAGUGAGAAGGACUAUAGCGACGCUGAAGAUCUGACGUACAAACCCGAUCCAGAAACCAUCUGUAGACUAGGACAAGUUUCCAGGAAGAGAGAACAAGGUUCGGACGAUGAAGAAAUAGAUGUGGUGGAUGACAAUGACAACGAUUCCUCAGACAGAGGAUAUGAUAAUGAGGUUGACUGUGAUGGGGAUGCAGAUGACGAUUUAUCUGCUUCUUUGAAAAAGCAGAGACGAAACCGGACGACAUUUACGGCGGACCAGCUCCGGGAGCUAGAAGCGGUGUUCACACAUACUCACUAUCCGGAUUGUACGCUCCGAGAACAGAUCGCCGAGAAAGUAGAACUGACAGAGGCCAGAGUCCAGGUUUGGUUCCAAAAUCGUAGAGCGAAAUGGAGGAAACAGGAAAAGAAUAUAGUACGCAUGUUUGAUGUUUGGAGACACCGCCUUGAACCAUACCACGUGACACCACCCGCAUUCUCUCCAGUCAGUUACAGUCCGUCAGCUUUCACUUCCGUCCGGAGCAGCAUGUUUCCAUGGUUACCUCGUCUACCUCUAAACCUUCCGCCAGUUUUGCCACUUCCCACCUUUUUACCGGAAGCUACGUCACCGUUUACAGGUGAAAUUCCUCCGCUUUCGUCAGUCAAACAAACUCUCAGUGACAUUUCACAACGAAAACACUUCGAAUCUUACGCGAGGGACUACUUACACAGGUUCACAACCGAGAGCAGAGAUCGAUACGCCAGGGAACAGCUGAACAGAAGAUCACCGCACGUGCAUUCGACGACGUCAUCACCUCCGACAAGAAUAUGA